Messenger RNA from Porites evermanni, 1017 nucleotides. Lineage: Eukaryota; Metazoa; Cnidaria; Anthozoa; Scleractinia; Poritidae. The record is from the annotation of a GenBank genome assembly.
AUGUCCAUGACAGUUCAUCACAGUACAGGCACCCACACAUGGACCAGCACCCGCCCUAUUCCGUUAGAAGAGUGGCUUAAUCGAAGUGAAUACACUGAACAUUGGUUAGAUAAACUAGCCAAGCAAUUAAACUCAGCUGAGAGUUUUGAUGCAUCCAGCGGCGAAUUUUACAUUGAACUGUUGUUCUUUAAAAAUCGUCAACGUGGAAGCGGGUGUGAAGGCAAAAAAGGAAACCCCGGCAGUCUGUCGUAUGAAGACAUGCUCAAAAAGAAGAAAUCUCUCAUCACCAUCAAGAAUAAAGAUGACCUUUGUGCUCCGCGGGCCCUUGUCACAGUCCAAGCCCUUGUGGAUGAAAAUCCGCAAUAUAAGACCAUCAGAUUAGGUCAGGGUCAGCAAGGUUAUCUCGCCCAUAAACUUUGUCAAGAAGCCAAGGGACCGUGUGGUACCGAAGAAUUACAACAAUUUCAAGAUCAUUUAGGUCCUCAAGGGUAUCAAAUCAUUGUCUUUGAAGGACAAUGUGGCAUGAUUUGGUUUAAAGAUCAUUCUUACAAUGAUGCCUCCAAAAAACUUUGUCUGCUCAAAGUAAAAAAUCACUUUCACGGUCUGCGUAGCAUUCCAGCGCUGUUAAACCGAAGCUAUUAUUGCCAUCAUUGCGAGAAAGGCUACAACGAAGAGACAGCCCAGAAUCAUAAUUGUCGCGGCCAGAACUGUAUCAGUUGCAGAAGAACGAACGGAGUGUGCCCUAAUUUCGCUACCUAUGUGACACCGGAAGUUUAUUGCGAUCAAUGUAAUAAAAAGUUUUACGGACAGAACUGUUAUGACGCACACAAACAAGGAGCGAAAAGUGUUUGCAGUCGCUUUAAAAAUUGUCACGAAUGCUGCCAAGUGUACAAGUUCAAUCCCAAAAAGAAACAUUGCUGCCAACACGCCCUUUGCCGCAACUGUAAACAAGUCACUCAUGUUAAUCACUGUUGUUUUAUUCAACCGAUUGUGGACGAAGAAAAAACAGACUCAUAA